GGCGGGGAACGAUAAUGUCUCUUCUACGAGUUCUCCUUGUCUUUAUCCCCAUCGAGAUAGUAGGUGGUUUUGUAGUCCAUUCAGAGUUCCACUGUCUGUUUAACUCCACUGAGCUGAAGGACAUCCAGUACAUCUACUCCUACAUUUACAACAAGGUGGAGUUUCUCAGAUUUGACAGCAAUGUGGGGCUUUAUGUUGGAUACACCCAGUUUGGUCUGAGACAGGCUCACAGCUUAAAUAGCCAACCUGAAGUUCUGAAGAGGAGGCGAGCAGAGAGGGAAAGGGUCUGUCUGCCCAAUGCUGGGGUCUGGUACAGAAAUAUUUUAAAUAAAUCAGUCAGGCCGUCUGUGACCCUGAGGUCCAUAAAGCUGCCUGCUGGCGGCCAUCCUGCCCUGCUGACCUGCAGCGUCUAUGGCUUCUACCCCAAACCUAUCAGAGUGAGCUGGCUCAGAGACGGACAGGAGGUCACCGCUGAUGUCACUUCCACAGAGGAGCUUCCUGAUGGGGGAUGGCUCUAUCAGGUCCACUCUAAAAUGGAGUACACACCCAGGUGGGUCCAGGUUCUGGUUCAGACCGGUUCUAUUGUGGAGAAGCUCAGUUCUGAUGAUCCGUCCAUGCCAGAGUCAGAGAGGAACCAGCUGGCCAUCGGAGCUUCAGGACUGAUCCUGGGUCUGGUUCUGUCUCUGGCUGGAUUCAUCUACUACAAGAGGAAGGCCAGAGAUCUGCUCCCUGUUCCGACCUUUGAACCCAGAACCGGUCUGAACAUGCACUGAAGGUUGGUUCUGAUCUCUAGAACUACUGAUCCUCAGUCUGAACCGUGGAUCAGCUUCUCCAUCCUGAUGGUCCCAUCAUGUGAUGCCAUCUGCUGGUCAUAUCACAGCUUGGUUCUUUUUUUUCUGGAGCUCUGAAUCUCAUCAUGUCUCAUAAACUUUGUCGUCCACCAUGAAGGAAGGAGGUGUUUAACGUGAAGGUAGAUGUUUCUAUGGGGAUAAAGCUGGAUGAUGAACCUGACCUUAUGAAGGAGAAGUCCAUCUGAUUGUCUAUGGAGGUGCGACUGGAACAAUAAUCCCAUGUUUCUGAUGUUUCUGUGUAAUCUGGGUUCAUUGCUUUGCUUUCUA
This is a messenger RNA of Cyprinodon variegatus (sheepshead minnow), 1118 nucleotides long. RefSeq names its product HLA class II histocompatibility antigen, DRB1-9 beta chain-like. Gene Ontology annotation, cellular component: MHC class II protein complex; membrane. Bases 15 to 773 code for a protein of 252 amino acids. The transcript has 6 exons. NCBI's taxonomy places the organism in Eukaryota, Metazoa, Chordata, Actinopteri, Cyprinodontiformes, Cyprinodontidae. The record is from RefSeq and is a predicted model, not a curated record. Gene Ontology annotation, molecular function: MHC class II protein complex binding. Gene Ontology annotation, biological process: peptide antigen assembly with MHC class II protein complex; immunoglobulin production involved in immunoglobulin-mediated immune response; positive regulation of T cell activation.